Marchantia polymorpha subsp. ruderalis is the source of this 7125-nucleotide messenger RNA. The record is from the annotation of a GenBank genome assembly. NCBI's taxonomy places the organism in Eukaryota, Viridiplantae, Streptophyta, Marchantiopsida, Marchantiales, Marchantiaceae.
GAAGGCGAGCGAGCGAAGGAAGGAAGGAAGGAGAGAGAGAGAGAGAGAGAGAGAGAGAGAGAAAGCGAAGGCGCGGGGCGAGGAGACGAGAGGAGAGGGGAGAGCACAGAGAACAGAGUGGGAGGACUGGGAGGAGUGAAUGGUGAUUUGGAGGGAAUGGCAAGUGGGGAAGAAGGUCAUGAGGAUUGCAAGGGCACCAAGAAAGGUUGAGGCCAGGAAAGGAAUGAAACCGGGAUGUGGAGAGGUGGAUCGAGGUAUUUUAGUGGUGAAUUUUUGGACUUGAAGAUUAGUUGAGUUUGCGGUUUCGAGGCGGACAGAAGCACUGGCAGUGGGUCUGAUUGUUGGGGCGUGGCAGGCGACCUCGACUGCGGGUCUGAUUUCGGUGACAGACGCGAGAUUGCGUGCUCAUUUCGCGAAAUUCUCCUACGAUAUGUUGUUGGCUUGAAGACAGCGUCGUCGGAGAUUUCGUUCUUCUGCUCAUCAAGUCAAUGCUUGCAUCCGACGACUAUGAAUGGGGAGUUGGAUGCUCCUUGGGACUCGUAGUUCUGCAAUUUCGAAGAAGAAUCUCGCGUUCUCGUUGAACAUACUUCACCCUGCAUAAGUGUUCAUUCUUCAAUUGGAAUGCCCAAUUUGAAUGACGGAAUUGAGCUUUAUGCAGGACCAUGUGAUGACUAGCGUUAUGCAGGAGCAUGUGAUGACUCCCCACUCACUUGCUCCAAGUUCGUCUUGUGGCGACUCUGCAAUUGCUCCACAGACCGUACCUUCUCAGGCUUGCGAUACGUGGAAGGCUCCGCAAUUAAGGCGCCAGGACACCUUCUCUUCUCAACCUCGACAGCAAUAUUUGCAGAUGACACCAACCAUUCGUGCAGUUUAUGAGAAUGCCCAGCAUUCCAAUAACAUAUUCUCGGGCUCAUAUCAGCACGCUCGGCAAGCAGGGACUCCUGGAGCUGAAUUUCAAGACGCUUCAGCUCGCAUGACGUCGCACGAGGGAUCAUUCCAGCAGCCUCGACUUCCUCCAAAUUCGUCAACUGAAAAUUACGACAGUAAAUUGCUUCAGCCUAUGAAUCCGACGUACGUGGGUCCAUUUGGGCAGGUUCGGUCGCAGGCAGAUACAGCUUUUGCUGCAGAAAAUCGGAGCAAGAGGAAGGCGAAAAUGUUGGAAAAGCAGAAGGAGAAGCGGAAAAAACUGCGCCUUACAGCAGGUUCGACUGCAGGUUCCAGAAGUUCCCUAUUGGGGGCCUCCAGGAAGAACUCUCAACCUACAGCUGAAGUGAAGUCAGCGGAAUCGAGAAUUCACGGUUCGUCUAAGCCGAAGGCCACGUCUAAUCCGCAGCUUACGAGACAACUCCCGUUGUCACGCGAGGGAAGUCUGCAGUUGGGCAGCGCAGAUCUUCUACCUGGUAGGGCGGUCAUCCAUCGAAAAUCAGACUCAAGCACGGCAAACGGUGGUGAAAGAAGUACAAUUCAAAUGUUCAGAGAAGAAUCUUAUGGCGGUGCCGGACUAGACAUCGAGACCACUCAGAAGAGAGACAAUCACUACAAUAUUGUCUAUUUUCCACCUGGGUCUUAUCAUCCUCCAAACCAGCCCGCUCAAGAAGACAGAAACUUGGUUGGGAGUCGCCCAGUGGUGAAUGAUGGGUACGCAGGGCCACCUGUGUCGGGAGUGCAGCAAAUGUUGAAGAUGCUAAGCGGGACAGAUAUGUUGAUUCCUUUUGAAGCCCAUCCACGGCUCGCCGGACAUCUGCCUGAGAAGUCAAGUGGCAGUCAACUCACCACUGAAAUACAGCAGUCAUCUGAUGCCGUGAGCGAAGGGAACUCCGCAGACCCAUCACAGAACAAAGAGGAAAAAUCGAAACAGAAUCACCCGGAAAAUUUAUUGCACAAAGCCUUGAACUUAGGGGGCUUGAUCGCAGCGCAAAGCAACCAUGGGGUUGCUCCUGACGGGCAAAGGGUCAAAGCCCCUGUACACGAUCCUCUUAGUUCUCAGAUUUUUAUGAGAGGGCAACUCCAUGCAGAUAAUGACAGCAGAGACCAAGAUGGCCGCAGAGGAAAGGACCUGAUUCUUAGAACAUCGAUAUCAGCUAGUGGUUGUACGGCCUGCAGAGGAAAAUCACCUUGCUUGACUUGUAUUUCGGGUGGUGCUUAUUCCAUCUUCAGUACUUCCACUGGCAAUGUUCAAGCUUGUCACAUGAAGAACUCUGCUGAGAAUCCUCUUCCACCUCCGUCAGGUUCACGGUGCACCUUGGAGGUGAUGGAACCAGAUCGAAGAGAAAAUUCGGGGGACUUGAGGGAUAUGAUAGCAUCUACAUCUGUACGUGUAGUCUGUACUGAUGGGCAGAAAUGUGACAAACAAGCACCACUAGAAACACCACUCGAUGUCCCCGUUACCGUUUCAAAAGAACACAUCCAAGUUGAAGGCAAGUUAAGUGAUCAAGCUGGUUCGGACAAGACGACCGUAGCAUCGAAAAGCGGAUGCUCUUGCGACGGAAGGACAGCUGUUUGCCAAACUUGCUCAUUGGCAAAAUCUGUUCCAGUUACUACUACUGGCUGUGCUCAGGAUUUUGACUCAAAAGCUGCUGUUAAUACUUCCGGACCUGCACCGGAGGGCUCGAAGAAAGUGGAUACUUCUGUAGACAAGGCAUCAACUUUGACCUCGGACAAUUUCAUACCAGGUCCCCAAGUGGUGGAGGAUGGACAGGGUAGUACCGGACUUUUGAAAGCGGACGGUCAGGACUUCACAAUGCGUCAACAAUCCAUAUCCAGGGAUGAUGUGGAUACGAAACCAACUGCGUUUCGAAAAUUAGAAAUCGAUGGAUCUGUGAAGAAGUCGGCACCAAUCACUCCGGAAAAAGUCGACACGCUAGCUAAGGAAGCCUCAGGAAUGAAACCGAUAGCAAAUGUGGCAAGUGGAUGCAAACUUGAUGCGCCUCUGCCAUUAGCUUUGUUGACUGCAUCCUCUACGAGUGCAGCAACCAAGGUUACUGUAUCUGCACCUAAGUCAUACCCAACUCAACCUGCCAGUCGGAGUAUUGUAGGGCCUGCAGAUAAGAAAGCCGUAAAAGCAGCGAAGUUGAUGUCGAAAGGAGAGAAGGAAUCAGUUUUGGAGCAGCCUGAAAGUAGGAAUGGGAAUGGGUGCAAGGAGAGGGGACUGAACGGGUUUAUGCCGUCUUCGAAGGAAAAUGAUUCGGCCCUGGCUCAAGACAUUGCAGCUAGUAAGCAGAAGAUGGUCUACCCUUCCCUUGAUCUGCUCGUGGAUGCCGUUCAAGCAGCAACAGGGGAUUCCUUUACUGAUCAUAGCACUGCCAUUGGUACUAAAGGCCAGGGAGACAAAUCGAAGAUUUCGUCGACCUCACAGAAAUUAGUUGGCUCAUUCCCCUGGAUUUCAGAUUUGAAAGUCGUGAGGCGGGCGAGAACCAAACGGAUUUCAGUAGAAGGAAGGCUUUCCAGUGGUGAAUCAGUAGGUCCUCCUAAAGCUCCUGUUCGCCUGGAUAGGAGGAACAUAGCACGAGAUGACCGUGAUGAGGCUUUUUCAUCCAACAUAGCAGGCUCUGCAUCCGAGAGUCCUGCCCCAGAAGAAUCGAAGGAAGCUGGCCCACUUAUUCGUUCCAAACGAGGAAGGGCUCAAGCCUUACCCUCAUGGCUCCGAGAUUCGGUCGUUGAACCAGUCAAGAAAGGGGCCAAGAUUGUGAAGAAAGCUCCCAACGAUCAGGAGGUCUCGAUGAAAGUAGAAACGUCACCUGGAGCGGUCUCGUUGAAGAAGAAGGCGAAGCUUUCUGGUUACGAUGCAAAUGUAGCCAACGUUUCUGGUGACUCCAAAGCGGCAAGUGCGAAAUGCAAGUCUGAUGUAUCUGAGAAGGCUAAAGUUCGCUCAGAUUAUAAAACGAAAUCUGAAGUUCACGCAGAAUCUGCUGUAAUUAAAGGAAAAUCACCAGUACUCUGCCAGAAGAGGCAAGGAGGUUUUGAAAUGGAGUCGCCCCAUGAUUCUGAGGGCAGAGGAAAUUCAAAUUCAAAUCUAUCAGUGGGAGGAUUACAUCCACUUGAGGAAUUUGACCUUGGGGACAUUGUCUGGGCUAAGUCUGGAAAGCGCAACGAUCCUGUGUGGCCGGCCAAGGUUGUAGAUCCUAUCAAGGAAGCUCCAGAAUCAGUGCGAGCAGUCACUGUGCCAGGUCGACUUUGUGUAAUGUUCUUCGGCCCCUCUUUGGCCAAGAAAAAGGAGCGGGACUAUGCAUGGGUCAAACAAGGAAUGAUUUUCCCCUACGUCGAGUAUGCGGAUAAAUUCAGAACCCAAACGAACUUCAACAAGAGUCGGCCCAGCGACUUUUUUCUUGCUUGCGAGGAAGCAACACUUGCGGAUGCUGGUUUUGAGGACUGCCAUGCCACACAUGGGAAGAAGCACCCUUCAACCUAUUCAGCAAAGCCUCGAAAGGUCGAGGUUGAUGUUCCUGGGGAAGCCGAGGAGUACACCUCCAUUGAGACUGAUGACGUUCCAGUUGGAAAGAAGAAAGAGGUUACUGUAGCUGAUGACAAAGCCAAAAAGGUUUGCACGGGAUGUGGAGGCAAGUUGCCCGCGAAGAAGCCGAAGAACAGUGUAGUUGAAGACAAUUCUUUAUGCAGGCACUGUGUCAAGCUUUACAAAUCACGACAGUACUGUGGCGUUUGUAAGAAAGUUUGGCUUCCCAACGAGAAGGGCAACUGGGUGGCGUGCGAUAUCUGCAAUAUCUGGAUACAUGCAGAUUGUGAUAAAAUCAGCAGCAAAAACUUGAAGGAGUUAGAAGACAGUGGAAGAGCGUACAAUUGCCCCGAAUGUAGGAAGCAGCAAGACACUCCGCGCAAGCGAAGAGUGGCCGGUCCAUCGACUCAGUCCUUCGUUCCGGAAACGCUCGAAGUAAUCUGCUUCGGCGUACUUGGAAAUUAUCUUCCCAGUCUUCAUGAGAUAAAAUGCAAGUGUAAAGAUUGCCGUGGAUGUGGGCGGUCAAUGCGUCCGUCAGAGUGGGAGAAGCAUACGGGUUGCCGCAAGAAAAAGUGGAAGGAAAGCAUCAAAGUGAAGAGUCUGGAAAAACCCCUCCUGCAUUGGCUUCAGUCACUGAGAACUGCGGGUGCUGUUGGCCUUGCGUAUAAUGGACCUGAAAACUGGGUACCUCCAAAAGUUCGCCAUGAAGAGCUUGCUUCUUGUCUGGCAGUACCGUAUGAGCCUGUUAUACAAACUUGGACGGCAGAAAGAUGCGGUGUUUGUAGAUGGGUUGAAGACUACGACUACAACAAGAUGAUCGUAUGUAAUAGGUGCCAAGUAUGUGUACACGAAGAGUGCUACGGAGUUCGGGCCUCUGAGAUCACCCCUGGAUCGUGGGUGUGUAGAGCUUGUGAAAGACACGAUAUUGAGCGGCAGUGUUGUUUGUGCCCAGUCAAAGGUGGCGCUUUGAAGCCAACUACAACUAAUGGUCUUUGGGUACAUGUUAUUUGCGCCUGGUUCAUGAGGGAGAUGACCUUCAAGGACGCCACUCGUAUGGAGCCAGCAGACGGCGUGACGAGCAUUCCUCUUGCACGAUUUCGAGAGAUGUGCACAUUAUGUAAACAGGUGCAUGGAGCUUGCACACACUGUGCAAAGUGCCGGACACCAUAUCAUACGACUUGCGCGGCCAAAGCGGGUUAUCACAUGGAGAUACAAAGUUUAAACAAUAAGAGUGGGGAUCCCAUGACACGCAUGGUAUCAUACUGCGCCGCUCACAGGACGCCGAACCCAGAAGCUUUCCUUCUUCUAAGAUCACCGGAGGGAAAGAUAACAGGCAAAAGUGACCAAGUGAACGCGAGAGGCACAGAGAGCGUAGUCAUUUUGUUAGCAGCAGGAAAUGCCACAAGUAGUCCAGAUGCCACUACUCCGGAGAACGUGGAGACGGUUGAAGUUUCAUCCGCCUCGAGGUGCCAGCCGUACAAUCCACAAGACAGAGCUCUAAAAUAUACGAGAAGAAACAGAGAACCUGUUCCAUUCAGGAUUAUGGGCGUCAGUUGGAACUCCACCGAAAGUAUUCAUGAGCUGAGAGAGUUUGCUGAACUAGAUACUGUCGAGGUACCACGGGUAGAGGAUCGUGUUGCUUUCCUUCAGGCAACGGAGAGGCAGCGUGUGUGUUUUGGAAAAUCCGGAAUACAUGGUUGGGGACUCUUUGCUCGUCGAGCGAUUAGAGAAGGAGAAACGGUGUUAGAGUAUCGUGGUGAAAGAGUGCGUCGCAUUAUUGCAGAUCAACGAGAAAAACGUUACACCAAGGAAGGCAAGGAUUGCUAUCUCUUCAAAGUGAGUGACGACGAUGAUCUGGUCAUUGAUGCCACUGAGAAAGGAAAUAUAGGACGCCUCAUCAAUCAUUCGUGUGCACCAAACUGUUUCGCGAAAAUUUGGGAAGCAAGUCGAGAUGGGGAGAAAGGAAGCGAGACACACCACAUAAUGCUUAUUGCUCGGAAAGAUGUCGCAGCGGGUGAAGAGCUUACGUACAACUACCGCUUUGCCCCGGAGGACCAGAAGUUGCUGUGUCUUUGUGGAGCUCCCACGUGCUCACAGUAUAUUAACUAGGACCUUUCUCAUUUUGUAAAGUUUCAAGAUCUUGCCACUUCUUGUAACUAUCCUCUCAAUCUAUGUGGACGUUCUGUGGGAUCAAAAUCAGACUGUUCACUCCUCUCUCAAUCCCAUCUUAAAUCAGAUACGGUGUCGUGAAACAGAUGGAGCUUAUUCUGGCUUCAAGAUUUUACGAUAAUAGACUCACAGGGUCAUUGCUAGUCAAUGCAACCUGCUCGGUGGUCCAAUCUCUGUUCUAUAGAAGGACCCCCAGUAGCUGGUUACAAACUUAACAGACCCCUCCGUCACUAAAUAUGGAAUGCGGUAAAUUAGGUCAAUAUACUCUUACAUCUGCUUUCCACUUACAGCAGCUUCGUUUCUUAGAUCCUUUCGAGUCAUCUUAUGUCGGAUAUACUCAUCACUGUUAUAUAGAGUCAAAGAAGCUGCUAGUUUUGACAAUUUCAUAGGGAGUCGCAGAAUUGUCACUGAAACCCAGAAUGAGGGUGAAGUACUCCUACAUUGUAUCUACUCAAACCCAUCAUUUUGGGGCUGAUGAAUCCGACUUGAUAUACUUAUACUGUACU